Molecule: messenger RNA, 174 nt
Organism: Marmota flaviventris (yellow-bellied marmot)
Lineage: Eukaryota; Metazoa; Chordata; Mammalia; Rodentia; Sciuridae
Product: keratin-associated protein 19-9b-like
Source: RefSeq, a predicted model, not a curated record
AUGAGCUACUACUAUGGCAACUACUAUGGUGGCCUGGGCUAUGGCCUUGGUGGCUUCAGUGGCCUGGGCUAUGGCUAUGGUUCCCGCUAUGGCAUUGGGGGCUAUGGUGGUUAUGGCUAUGGCUACUUCCGUCCCUCUUUCUAUGGAAGAUACUACUCAUCUGGAUUUUACUGA